This is a messenger RNA of Hemibagrus wyckioides, 4407 nucleotides long. It is a transcript of the gene ano9b, whose product is annotated as anoctamin 9b. The record is from RefSeq and is a predicted model, not a curated record. NCBI's taxonomy places the organism in Eukaryota, Metazoa, Chordata, Actinopteri, Siluriformes, Bagridae. Gene Ontology annotation, molecular function: chloride channel activity. The coding region runs from base 229 to 2613 and encodes 794 amino acids. Gene Ontology annotation, cellular component: plasma membrane. The transcript is spliced from 24 exons. Gene Ontology annotation, biological process: chloride transmembrane transport.
UCGGGCGCGCGCACAACUUUUUUUGCCAGCAGGAGUUCGUGAGCCAAGUAAUGCGGAAGUAUCUGAUUGCGAAAAGUUGUGUUUAAUCCUAAAGCACCUGAUGGACUUUCUGUGUUGCUUUUAGUCGUGGACCGGUGGACACUGCAGAUGUCGACAAGGCAACAGAACUGAAGCGCGCAUUUUUAAUUAAUGAUUGUCGGACCUUAAAUCCCCUUAAAGAUCUCCAUCAUGCCUUUGGGAGAAGUCGAGGAUGGCAUAGAGCUCAAGGUGAUGAACAGGAAAAGCGCUGGAAAUGGCAGAGAUACCUUAAUACCAUUGCUGAGCUCUCCUAAUACUGCUGUGCGAUCAUUUGACUGCAUACUAGUAGCACACACAGUUGAAAACCGAGAUCAGAGAUACCAAAAGCAGAAAGUCUACAUCAACGAGCUCAAAUCGAAAAAUUUGAAAGUGACGAAAAUCCAACACGAUAACAAGAUAUUCUAUGGCAUUCGUGCUCCUGAGGAACUCUUCGACAAGUAUAAGUACCUGCUGAAGGUGUCUGAUUCUUGUAACUGGAGUGCUGAAUAUGGAGGCUGUGUCCAAAACACCACAAGGAUUAGGAUUGUCUAUUACAUCCUGCACCAUACAUUUAUUGGAAAAGGAGCACACCCAGAGGGCUUCAGGGAUCUUUUGAGGCAGGAAGUGUUCGAGACCUUGUUCUGCCUCCAUGAGAGGACGCAGCAGAAGUAUCUGAAGAGGAAGUGGGCCAACUGGGGGGCCUUAAAACAUCUAGUCAACCAACCUGUUGAUGAUAUCAGGGAUUACUUCGGUGAGAAGGUAGCAUUGUAUUUUCUAUGGCUUGGCUGGUACACACGCAUGCUAAUCCCUGCUGCCAUCAUUGGAGUGGUUGUGUUUCUUUAUGCCCUGGCCUUCUUUGACUCCAACCCCCUCAUAAAGGAAGUCUGUGAGUCAAACAUCACUAUGUGCCCAAUAUGUGACAAAAGGUGCCGCGUGUGGAAUCUGUCAGACACCUGUUUUUAUGCUAAGUUGAGUCAUCUGUUUGACAAUGAAGGAACUGUGGCCUUUGCAAUGUUUAUGGCUGUAUGGGCCACUUUGUUUCUGGAGCUGUGGAAGCGGCAUCGAUCACUACAUGUCUCCCGGUGGAGGGUCUUUGACUGGUGUGAAGAUGAGGAGGAUCUGAUUCUGGAAAUUGUAAAUGACCCACAUUGUAAACCCAAGGAGUACAAACACUCAUAUUUACGGAGCAUUCUUGUUCUUCUGCUGGUCACAGUGGUGCUAGUGGUGAUCAUAGGCUUAACACAUGCUCUGGUGAUCGUCCGUGUGGUAUCGGCCAUGCUCCUAUCAGACACCCAGUGGAAGCUUAUAAACGAUAAUGCCAACAUGAUUGCAGUGACUCUGGGAGCAGUGCUGCACUACCUGACUAUACAGGCUAUGACUCGGGUGAACAGAUUUGUGGCAUUCAAGCUGUGUGCAUUAGAAAAGACUCGCUCAUUUGCAGCCACAGAAAGGAGCUUUACUGUGAAAAUGUUCACCUUCCAGUUCUUCACACUCUUCUCCUCACUAAUCUAUGUGGCCUUUUUUCUGGGCAGGCUUAAUGGUUACCCAGGCAACUAUGUGCGAAUAGCGGGAAAAUGGAGACUGGAGGAGUGCCACCCUAGCGGUUGUCUUACUGACCUCUUCAUUCAAAUGGCCAUCAUUCUUAUGCUUAAACAAACCAUCAGCAACAUAUUUGAGUUUGCUGGGCCGUGGCUCAAGCUUUGUCUUAAAAGGGCAACAUUUAUGAAAGACCUGGAGAAGUGUGGUAGCUGCAAGACACCAGCAUGUAAAGAAGACGGUCCUGGUAUUGAGCUCUGUGAUGUCUGCAGUCUCCAGGAGUGGCUGAGGAACUACCAUCUAAAUCCAGUCCAUUCCUUCAGUUUGUUUAAUGAGUUCCUAGAAAUGGUUAUCCAGUUCAGUUUCACAACCAUCUUUGUAGCGGCAUUUCCCCUGGCUCCACUUCUUGCCCUCAUCAACAACAUAUUUGAGAUCAGGCUGGACGCCAUUAAAAUGUUGCGCAUGGAACGCCGCUUAGUACCAAAGAAAACCAAUGACAUUGGUGUGUGGACUAGAGUUUUAGAGGCCAUUGGGGUGGCAGCAGUCAUUGCUAAUGGACUUGUAAUCGGCAUUUCAUCUGAAUUUGUUCCUCGUUUGGUUUAUCGCUAUCGUUUCGGACCAUGUGCCAAUGGGACAGCCACAGACAUACAGUGUUUGACAGGCUACACUGACUACACACUCACCACUGCAUACAUGUCUGAUGCAAAUGUGCGUAAAGACUUCACCACUGAGCAGAUGAUGGAUGGUGGGAUCAAUAUCACUCAGUGCAGCUACAAAGCCUACCGCACUGAAAAUGACCAGAGCUUCACUUCACAGUACUGGUUCAUACUAGCAGCCCGCUUUGCUUUUGUCAUCUUGUUUGAGCAUGUAUUAGUGGUGUGUAAGUUUAUCGUUGCCUGGUUUGUGCCCGAUAACCCAUUGCGGGUGAAGAACGACAGGCUACAUGACAAACUGAGCAGACUGAAACAGGAGUUACAGGAACAGAGUGCAAAAUACGACAACAGGACCACUGACGUUUAAUGAAUCUUUUCACUAAUUGCUUUCUUUAAAAACUGAAAUUCUUACAUGGACUGUGUUUGUGUGUGUGCACAGAGAAUGCAACUAUAUAGAUACUGGCUCAGAUGUACAUGAUGGAGAGAUUUUAGCCACGAAUUGCACUUUGACUCUAGGUUAGAACCAGAUUAAUGUUGUACAUUAAUUGAAUCUCCAUUUUAUUUUGCUAGCCAUGAUUUAAAUACAUUUCAUAGCACUAUUAGAUAAAGAAAAACUGAAAUAUUAGUUGCUGGGGUAGCACUCUCAGGUUACACUUUUUGUACAAGGUGCACCUAAAAGAUAAUUCCAUACUUUCUGUACCUUAAAUCUUUUUAAAAGUCACACUAUGUAUUUUUAUUACAUUCAUUUUUAUUACAUCCAAGAAGGGCAAGGAAAAGUACGGUUUAGUAGCCCCCAACCCAACCCCCCCCACAUAUUCAUUAUUGCAGGUUACUUUUUUUAACAUUAUGUAUUAAGCUUGUCAAAAUGACUGUAUAUCUGUAUAACCCCAGUUCAUUUGAACUUGUAACCCAAAGCUUUCACAGUGUUUAUAUAGUAUAAAAUUAUAUAAUGGAUGAUACUUGCCUAUUCAGAGACACAUGCUCUCCUAAUUUUGUAUUUUUUGCUAUUGCUAUUGUAUUGUUAACCUUUUCACAGAAGGUAAAAUGAACUUUAGAACCAUACUAUAACCUCCUUUUAAAACGGUUUAAUAGUAAACACUGUUAUAUUCAUUGUCAUAUUGUCCCCACUUGAUGGCAGUAGUGGCAAGGUUAAACAGUCAUGAAGCCUAUGUUAUUUUUUAUUUUAUUUUAUUUUUUUACAUACAGUAAGUUACAAAAGUGCCUUACUGAAUCUCAGAACGUUUGCAGUUUACAUGUGUGCAUGUUUUAUUUUAUUUUAUUUUAUUUUUUAAAUAUAUGUACCGGUGUUAUUUUUUUUGCACAAACAGUAUGAAGGGAGAAAUUUUGGGUUACAUGAGUGAAAUUAAAAUUGUGGUUGCGUACUCUAAAGUAAGUUGAAGCUGUGUUGCAAGAACUGUGAAUGUAGGAAACCCCCCGCCCCCAAACUUCCUGUCGUAUGGAAUUACAUUCAGGUCUGAAAUGUUUUAGAUGAUAACAUAUUAAGAGGAAACCAAAUGGAAAUGUAUAAAGUUUUCCUUCAUAUGUUUUACAGAUGUGUAAGAAUUGAAUGUCUUUUUUUUUCAGUGAUAUUUGUUAGUGUAUCUAGAUAAAGUAAUAGAUAAAAUGGCAAUGGAAUCAAAAAUGUUUUUUUUUUUUUUUUUUUUUUUUUUUUUAUUUUACAUAAGUGAAAUUAUAUGUGCAAAAUAAUUUGAUAUUGUGUUGGUAUGGUAUAUUAGAACUAGCACAUUGUGUGUGUGUUGAAUUGAAUUUACACUUGAGAAAGGAAGGAACACGAUGUCCAUUGAUUAUAACGUGCAAGCCAAUAACUUUCUUUUGUGUUUGGUGCGUAAGCAGUUGUACUUCAAGCUAAGAAAUAUUCGUUGACCACUUACUCAGGAUUAAAACUACCAUAGGACACUUUAAUUAUAUGUAAUUAUGACUGUAGUUAGUUUGUUACUUUACACAAUUUCCCCUGAACCUCAUCCAUCUGUGGAAUGUGACUGCGUUUGUUUUCUUCUUUUCUAAAUAACCACAACCCCCAGCCUUUCCUAUCCUCAAGACAUAUGUAUUUCAACACUGUUUAUUUGUAAAGCUUGAUUUUAUAUCCAAGAAUUGUAUUUUUGAUCUUUUUUUUUUUUAUUAUAAAUUUGUUAUCGUGGUC